Messenger RNA from Phytomonas sp. EM1, 703 nucleotides. NCBI's taxonomy places the organism in Eukaryota, Euglenozoa, Kinetoplastea, Trypanosomatida, Trypanosomatidae. The record is from the annotation of a GenBank genome assembly.
CAUAUAAAAGUAUUUUAUUCGUUUCAAGAAAAAAAAACAAAUAUCUUCAUAAUGAGCACCGAGGGCCCAGUUAAUGUUCGCGUGAGUGCCAACAAACGGAAGUUUGCCUAUGUUGACUUCACUAAGCAUCGUCUUCACGAAGGAGUAAACGAGAUAUUAAUUUCAGGUCUUGGAUCUGCAAUUGCCGAUGCUGUAUCUGUUACUGAGCUUCUGAAGAACCAGGGUCUUGUGGUGGUAAAGAAGAUUCAUACUUCCCGUGGUGAUGUCGAGGCAGCCAGGUUAAACUAUGUUGAUAAGAUUGAGAUCGUUGUUGGCAAGUCACCUGAUUUUGAUUCUAUUUAUAAGGAGCAGCAGCAGGCCCGAGAAGCGGCUGCAGCUGCAAGGAAGCAGUAAGCACUUGUGCAGAUUUGACUUAAAUAUCUAAUAUCUAAUUUAUUUAUAUAUAUAUAUAUAUAUGUUUUACAAAUGUUAAAGACAUUCAGAAGGAAGAAAGAUAUGCAGGAACACGGAUAUAAAAAGUAAAGAUGAAAAAUAUUGUUCACACUGGCCAAAAAAAAAUGACUGAGAACAGAAGAGAAUUGUACUGUUUUACGAAGUUCCCAGAUUUUUGUAGUAGCAUUUAAAAAAAUAGAAUCAAGUUUUGUCAGUAGCAUCUAUGCAAUAGCUUUUGGUUUUGUGUGUAUGCAAAUAUGUUAUUCAUCUA